Messenger RNA from Vicia villosa (hairy vetch), 594 nucleotides. RefSeq lists its product as uncharacterized. NCBI's taxonomy places the organism in Eukaryota, Viridiplantae, Streptophyta, Magnoliopsida, Fabales, Fabaceae. Bases 1 to 594 code for a protein of 197 amino acids. The transcript has a single exon. The record is from RefSeq and is a predicted model, not a curated record.
AUGCAAAUUGGUAAGCAACCUUCUACCAAUUCUACAAAAGGAGAGUACUUGUCACAAUUUACUGCUUUUUUUCAUCCAUACAUCGAUGACAUUAAUGAUGUUGAACCAGAUAGAAAUUGUGGUUUCCAUUGUAUUUCAUCUGCAUUAGAAUGGGGGCAAGAUGCAAGUUAUGAUGUUCAAAGACAAUUGCAUACUGAAAUCCAUCAACAUGAAGAAUUGUUUUUUAAGUUGUUCUAUGUCACUGUCUCUUAUGUUAGUAAUUCAUUAUUCGUAAAAUACUUGGGUGUUCAGGGUAAGGAGAAAUGGAUGUUGAUUCCAGAUAUGGGUUACCCAACUGCUUCUAGAUAUAGUGUUGUAUUUGUUUCUCUUUCCAUGAAAAUGAACAUAACAUUUUUCCCGCUUCUCAUAGCUCCACCCCCAUACACGAGUCGACAUACAAUCAUUGUUGUUGAUUUUGUCAACUGUAAUCAUUGGAUUCAGGUAAAGUUGAGACUCGAUUGUUCACUGGCUCUCGUCACUGAUCGUUGGAGGAAGAAUUGUUCUAUUGAUGUAAAAACAUGGGAAUCAGCAUAUGUAGGUCGGUUCAGACAUUGA